CCGUGAAGGUAACGACUUUUCUGAGCGGGUUUCUCCCUCAAAGCAGCGGCUUAACCGUCGCUGAAGCGGCUGUAAAAAUGACGGAACUUUAAUUAUCUCUUUGAAGGAAGCCACCGCGGUUUUGGGAAGUUGAGUGCAGUUUGUUCCUGCUACUAUCUGCACGAGCCGGACUUUCGGAAUGACAUUUGUUGCCUGUAACAGGAUGGAGUGGCUGCUGCAGCGGUUCCAUAAAGAGGCGGUGUUCCACUCUGUCAUACGGACAGCUAUGCUCAUGUUAUGUUUGCUCCUGGUCCUGUCUGUGUCCCUGUAUCCCGGGUUAAGGUCCAUAGGGGUGCAGCUUCAUUCAGUGCUAACAGGAAGUUACAUGCCAGGCCAUCACUCUCUCCUUGUUAUCAACAGUCCCAAUGAACAGACAGCCAAAGACAUUGGCAGGGCAAUCAUGGAGAGGCGGCUGGCAGCCAGUAUUAACAUUCUCUCCAGGACCUCCACAAUGUACUACUGGAAAGGUGAAAUCCAGGAUGCAACUGAAUUUCUGAUGCUGGUGAAAACAAAGACCUCCAGGGUCCAGCAGGUGGUAGACUACGUGAGGUCUGUCCACCCAUAUGCAACCCCAGAAGUCCUCAGCUUCCUGGUGGAGGACGGCAGUCUGGCUUACAUGAAAUGGAUGGAUGAAGCAAUUCCAGAUGACUGAUGCAUCCUUAAAAAAAGACAAUGUUUGCAUGGAGCUGCAGCUGAGAAAGGAUGCUGAGGAAAUGUGCACAUGCUGCUGUUUAGGGUUAAGUAAAAACUUUAAUAACCAAGGGCAUAGUAUAUAUUUAUACCGUUUUCUAUUUUUGGCCUUUUAUUUAUGCUUUGUAGAUUUGUUUUAUACCACAACUACAGACAACGCUUCACUCAACAGCUGAAUGGCUACCUAAACAGGACUGGUAGUCUCAUAUUGCUUGUUAGACAGAUAAGCAUACAAAGAUGAACACUUCAACUGCCUGUGGUAAGUAACCACAGCAUUUGUGACACAAUACCAAUAAUGGGCUUAAAAGAAGAGUCACUUUACUAUAAAAUGCAUUCAUUUUCUCAUCUCUAAUUAUCAAUAAUGCCUAUGCAUUACUGCACUUGUAACAGAUAACACUAUCCUGUAAAAGCUGUGAUCUUUCAGUGUUUUCAUUUUAUAAAGCAUGCCCUCUAUUUCAGCUUUUACAUGUAUUUAUUGAAAAUGGAUUUAUUAUUAUAAGCUGUGUUAAGGGUUUGCCUAAAAGUAGGGUUCUGCAUAGUGCUAUAUUAAAUAUUCUUGGCAUAGCAACACAAUACCAAAAACAGAUUAUAUUGCUGUGUCAUCUAACACAGCAUUGUUGCUCAUACUUCACAGUACAUUUCUAUAUUUAUGCCUAUGAAUUCAGAAGAUUUUAAGUCUGUUUUUGAAAACUCUAAGGCUUUCCUCAAAUGGAAACCUGAGCAGUGAUGCUCAGAGCAACAUGGUUUUAGAGAAAUCUAUAUGUACCUUCAGUUCAAUAAGUUAUUGAUCUGUUAGGCUGGAGAAGAUUUCUUUUACCGGCUCAAAAGGUGCUGCGAGCAACACACAACUGUUGUACUUGCACACUGUAAGUACAAGGGAAAGAGCAUUAUCUCAGGACUUCUCUGCUCUGGGUUAGAUCAGGUUGUACUGAUAUGGCAUGUGCUUCACUAAACUAAAGCUGCACACAAGCACAAGGGGUAAAUAAACAAAAAGCGAACCUUCAAAAGACACAUCCUACCUCCACAGGAGUUAGAAUGCAGGGUAAAACUCUAAUAAAAGAACAUAAAACAUGCCUAAAGAUGAUUAAAUACUGACUUCACUUGCAUAUAUUGAUAUCAACACAGUUUGCAGUGUACUUCUCUGGAUUCCUGCCGUAACUAAUAUGCACUGACAGGAUGUUUUGUAUUUACUUCGAUUGUUUUGUAUGCCUGGUUUUAUCCUGUUUUUAAAAAGGGCUACCACUUGCAGUGUGCCAUAUUUGGGAUAAUACAGGUCAGACAGCCAUGCGUGCUUACCUCAUCCUACAAAAGUACACACUAAGCCUCAGUCUGCAAAACACGUUUCCGGCAUGAGGACUCAACAAAAGAACUGCAGACACGAUUUAGUCGGCUGUUGUGUCUGCAGAGCCAAAAUAAUCCUCCCUAUCAGGUCAGGGGAGCAGGACGUUUGAUGAUGCUGUUUGA
Cheilinus undulatus (humphead wrasse) is the source of this 2193-nucleotide messenger RNA. RefSeq names its product protein CutA homolog. Lineage: Eukaryota; Metazoa; Chordata; Actinopteri; Labriformes; Labridae. Gene Ontology annotation, molecular function: copper ion binding. Gene Ontology annotation, biological process: response to metal ion. The transcript is spliced from 6 exons. The record is from RefSeq and is a predicted model, not a curated record. The coding region runs from base 179 to 691 and encodes 170 amino acids.